Bipolaris sorokiniana ND90Pr is the source of this 857-nucleotide messenger RNA. RefSeq lists its product as uncharacterized. Lineage: Eukaryota; Fungi; Ascomycota; Dothideomycetes; Pleosporales; Pleosporaceae. Bases 409 to 615 code for a protein of 68 amino acids. The record is from RefSeq and is a predicted model, not a curated record. The transcript has 2 exons.
CUUUUCCAAAGUAAAGUCAGAGCAUACAGUUGUGUAUUGAAGGUUAGAGUACUUUAGGAUCAAGAAUAUCGAAGUUAGCUUUGUGCCGCAGCCAACGUGCCACAAACAAAUACACUCCUCUAUGGUUUUUACUUAGUCACCUAAUCAACUUGUUCUCCAAAACCCUAGGAUAUAGUCAGCCUUACACCCUAGUGCUUACAAUCCCCAGCAUCCUACCCGAUGCCCGCUGAUUGGUCUAUGACAUCAUGCCCCUCCCCCCACUAACCACACCACAACAACCAUCUUUACCUGAACACCCCGCCAACCAUACGCAUUCCAAGUCCUCCACCCACUCCUCUAAUCCCAUGAUCCUCUGAUCUUAUAUCCCACCAAACCCACCAAGCCCAACCCCCCCAAAAAAUAGCCAAGAUGGUCAAAUGCCCCGAAUGCGACGCAAACGCCGAUCUAACAAAAGACGGCGCAUGGGCGCAUUGCGCUUCUUGUAAUACAAUCUUCGAGCCAGGAAAAGAAGGCAGUCACUAUCGAGGCGGGGGCAGCGGGUCUGGUGAUAAGGAAGAAACGAAGAAGAAAGAAGAAAGUAGUAGUGAGAGCAAAGAUGACGGGAAGGGGAGUUAGUAAUGGGGGUUUUUUUUGAGAGGGUUUGAGGGGUGGUGUGGCGCAAAUUACUUGCAUAUGCGGGAAAUCGAAGGCGAGUAUGAUGGGGGUGGGGGGAAGUGCGUGCGGGGAAGUUAGACGCGUCUGUGUUCCCCCCCUCCCCUCCUCUCCCCGCGCUUUGGGAGGAUAACGGGGGAGUGUAAAGUGGGUAUGAGAUCGGCAUACGUUUGAAAUCGAAUGAUAAAUGUCUAUAGGAAUACUAC